CGGAAAGGGGCUUUCCCGGCUGCGGCCGGUGUAGCUGGAGUGGUGUCUCGACCGAUCCCAAGCGGGUCGGACACAGGGAGAAGCUGGAAUCAGAGCCGCCGCCACGGCGGGCACCUAAAACUCUGGGAGCUGCACCCAGCCGGAGCCACCAGAGCUGGGCCUAGCCCAGAGACAUGGAGAGUUGCUACGACCCAGGUCUGGAUGGCAUCAUUGAAUACGAUGAUUUCAAAUUCAACACUUCCAUUGUGGAGCCGAAGGAGCCUGCCUCAGAGACAGCUGAUGGCCCUUACCUGGUGAUAGUGGAACAGCCUAAGCAGCGGGGCUUCCGAUUUCGAUAUGGCUGUGAAGGCCCCUCCCAUGGAGGACUGCCAGGUGCCUCCAGUGAGAAAGGCCGGAAGACCUAUCCCACUGUCAAGAUCUGUAACUACGAGGGACCAGCCAAAAUCGAGGUGGACCUGGUAACACACAGUGACCCGCCUCGAGCUCAUGCCCACAGCCUGGUGGGCAAGCAGUGCUCUGAGCUGGGGGUCUGCGCCGUGUCUGUGGGGCCCAAGGACAUGACUGCCCAAUUUAACAACCUGGGCGUUUUGCAUGUGACCAAGAAGAACAUGAUGGAGAUUAUGAUACAAAAACUUCAAAGGCAGAGGCUUCGCUCUAGGCCCCACGGGCUUACAGAGGCUGAACGGCGGGAACUGGAACAGGAAGCCAAGGAGCUGAAGAAGGUGAUGGAUCUGAGUAUUGUGCGACUGCGCUUCUCUGCCUUCCUUCGAGCCAGCGAUGGCUCCUUCUCCCUGCCCCUGAAGCCAGUUAUCUCCCAGCCCAUCCAUGACAGCAAGUCUCCUGGGGCCUCAAACCUGAAGAUUUCUCGAAUGGACAAAACAGCGGGCUCUGUGAGGGGUGGAGAUGAAGUUUAUCUACUCUGUGACAAGGUCCAGAAAGAUGACAUCGAGGUUCGGUUCUAUGAGGAUGAUGAGAAUGGAUGGCAGGCCUUUGGAGACUUCUCUCCUACAGAUGUUCAUAAACAGUAUGCCAUCGUGUUCCGGACACCACCCUAUCACAAGAUGAAGAUUGAACGCCCUGUAACUGUGUUCCUGCAACUGAAACGAAAGCGUGGAGGGGAUGUGUCUGACUCCAAACAGUUCACCUAUUAUCCUCUGGUGGAAGACAAAGAGGAGGUGCAGCGGAAGCGGAGGAAGGCCUUGCCCACCUUCUCUCAGCCCUUUGGGGGUGGCUCCCACAUGGGUGGAGGCUCCGGGGGCUCUGCUGGGGGUUAUGGAGGAGCUGGAGGAGGAGGUAGCAGCCUCGGCUUUUUCCCCUCCUCCUUGGCCUACAGCCCCUACCAGUCGGGUGCGGCCCCCAUGGGCUGCUACCCGGGCGGUGGGGGCGGGGCACAGAUGGCGGCCUCAGCACCCGGCUUGGACAUCGCGGAGGAAGCAGCAGAGGAACCGCAGGCCCCGGAGAUGCUGCAGCAAGGUACAGCCUCCGGCAUCCAGGCGGUCGAGACGCUGAGGUGGGGACCUAGCCUUUACCCACGGCCCCUGUCGCCCCCAGCCCGGGAGUACAACGCGCGCCUUUUCGGCCUGGCGCGGCGGAGCGCCAGAGCCCUGCUGGACUACGGCGUCACGGCGGACGCGCGCGCGCUGCUGGCAGGACAGCGCCACCUGCUGACGGCGCAGGACGAGAACGGAGACACGCCCCUGCACCUGGCCAUCAUCCAUGAGCAGAGUAAUGUCAUUGAGCAGAUAGCUCAUGUCAUCUACCAUGCCCAGCACCUUGGCAUCGUCAACCUCACCAACCACCUGCACCAGACGCCCCUGCACCUGGCAGUGAUCACCGGGCAGACGAGGGUGGUGAGCUUCCUGCUGCAGGUGGGUGCAGAUCCCGGGCUGCUGGAUCGGCAUGGAGACUCAGCCAUGCACCUGGCGCUGCGGGCAGGUGCUGAUGCCCCCAACCUGCUGCGUGUGCUGCUGCAGAGUGGAGCUCCCACUGUGCCCCAGCUGUUAUACGUGCCAGACUUUGAGGGGCUAUACCCAAUACAUCUGGCAGUCCGUGCUCGAAGUCCUGAGUGUCUGGAUCUGCUGGUGGACAGUGGGGCUGACGUGGAGGCUGCAGAGCGGCAAGGGGGCCGAACAGCCUUGCAUCUAGCCACAGAGAUGGAGGAGCUGGGGUUGGUCACACAUCUGGUCACCAAGCUCCGGGCCAAUGUGAAUGCUCGCACCUUUUCGGGAAACACGCCCCUACAUCUGGCAGCUGGGCUGGGAUCUCCAACCCUCACCCGCCUCCUUCUAAAGGCUGGUGCUGAUAUCCACGCAGAGAAUGAGGAGCCCCUGUGCCCCUUGCCCUCACCCCCUACCUCUGAUAGCGACUCGGACUGUGAGGGGCCUGAGAGAGACUCUCGAAGCAGCUUCCGGGGCCACACACCUCUUGACCUCACUCGCAGCACCAAGGUGAAGACCUUGCUUCUCAAUGCUGCGCAGAAUACCCUGGUGCCUCCUCUGACCCCGCCCAGCCCUGCAGGGCCAGGGCUGUCACUUGGUGAUAUAGCCCUGCAGAACCUGGAGCAACUGCUAGAUGGGCCAGAAGCCCAGGGAAGCUGGGCGGAGCUAGCAGAGCGGCUGGGUCUACGCAGUCUGGUGGACACAUACCGAAAGACGACCUCGCCCAGUGGCAGUCUCCUGCGCAGUUACGAGCUGGCUGGUGGGGACCUGGCAGGUCUGCUGGAGGCCCUGUCUGACAUGGGCCUAGAGGAGGGAGUGAGGCUGCUGAGGGGCCCAGAGACACAAGAUAAGCUGCCCAGCACAGAGGUGAAGGAAGACAGUGCUUAUGGGAGCCAGUCAGUGGAACAGGAGGCAGAGAAGCUGGGCCCACUCCCUGAGCCACCAGGAGGGCUCUGCCAUGGGCACCCCCAGCCUCAGGUGCACUGAUCUGUCACCCAAGCACCAGCCCCCAUUCUGGACUUCUCUGUAUAGCACCCCUACCUCUUCCAAAUCUUAUUUAACACCCCAUGCCCACCCCUCAGUUGGGGCAAAUAAAGGAUUCUCAUGGGAAGGGGAGGGCCCCCUUCCCAACUUA
Nycticebus coucang (slow loris) is the source of this 3072-nucleotide messenger RNA. RefSeq names its product nuclear factor kappa B subunit 2 (gene NFKB2). Gene Ontology annotation, cellular component: cytoplasm. The coding region runs from base 174 to 2924 and encodes 916 amino acids. Gene Ontology annotation, molecular function: protein binding; DNA-binding transcription factor activity, RNA polymerase II-specific; RNA polymerase II cis-regulatory region sequence-specific DNA binding. Lineage: Eukaryota; Metazoa; Chordata; Mammalia; Primates; Lorisidae. The record is from RefSeq and is a predicted model, not a curated record. Gene Ontology annotation, biological process: non-canonical NF-kappaB signal transduction; regulation of transcription by RNA polymerase II; canonical NF-kappaB signal transduction. The transcript has 22 exons.